AUGCUGAUCAAGGAGUCUCACGUUGAUGUUCCUGUCGGUGCCAAUGGCACUAUGCGUAUCUUUGUCUUUCAUCCUACUAUUCCUGGAUACCCCAAUGCACGAUUCCCUGGAGUGAGUCUCUUCAGUGAGAUCUACCAAGUCACCGGACCUGUGGCUCGCUUCGCCCGUCAAAUCGCUGGACAGGGCUAUAUCGUUGCUGCCCCGUCAUCAUACCACGACUUCACAGGUCCUGAGGCGCUCAAGUAUGACGCCGAGGACACUGACCGCGGCAACAAGUACAAGAUCGAAAAGACUCUUGAGUCUUACGAUGCCGACUCUUAUGCCACCGUAGACUAUCUCCUCUCACUUCCCACUUGCACAGGACGCAUUGGUUCUACAGGCAUGUGCCUCGGUGGUCACCUUGCCGUCCGCGCUGCUCUUGAUCCUCGCAUCUCUGCUUGCGUCGGUUACUUCGCUACCGAUAUCCACUCCCGCACUCUGGGUCCUUACGAUGCCCCAAACACUUCUUCCACUGCUCCUCCUAACAGCAACCACACAUUGGAUCUGUUCCAUAAGUUCAAGGGCGAAGUUGCCAUGAUUUUCGGAGUCAAGGAUACACACGUCCCUGACGCUGGCCGGGACCUCAUUCGUGCCAAGCUCCGCGAAGCUGGUGUUGUCACGAGUUUCUACGAGUUUGCCUGGGCUCAACACGCCUUUAUUCGUGACGAACUCAGCAAGGGUCGCUACGAUCCUGCGAUUACCAAGGUCUGCUUUGAGGUCCUGCUUGAACUCUUUGGUCGUGUUUUGAAGACCGAUUUGGGAGCCAAGGAUGGCGAUGUGCCACCACCUGAGCAUGUAUGUUAA
Messenger RNA from Fusarium coffeatum, 843 nucleotides. RefSeq lists its product as uncharacterized. Lineage: Eukaryota; Fungi; Ascomycota; Sordariomycetes; Hypocreales; Nectriaceae. The record is from RefSeq and is a predicted model, not a curated record. Gene Ontology annotation, molecular function: hydrolase activity. Bases 1 to 843 code for a protein of 280 amino acids. The transcript is spliced from 6 exons.